AUGAAGACACUUCUAUCAAUUAUUCUUCUCCUCAUCAGAUUUGACAAAUCCACUCAAACCAAUUUCACCAUUAAUGUUCAGGUAACUUGUAAAAUUGAUGAUGUUUGGUGUGUUCAAAUUCUAGUCUUGGAACUUGAUUUUGAGUAAGUUCAGCAGUAGAUUAAUCUGAUCUCAAAACAAAAAAUUCAGUGACUACGAUGGUUUGAAAGACACCGGCCCCAGAUGUUACAGAGGAGCCGCCGCUCCAAAAUACACACUAGAGGCUAGUGACACCUCGGAUAUCGGAGCCGAAUAUGAAAUAGUUGUUGGCUAUCGGCAUAAUUGUACAGAUAAUGGGGCGAUGCGAGAAUUCAACACUGGUGUUUAUGAUGUUUCAGAAUACUUGGAGUGAGCUCAAAACUUGUUUAUAAAAGUUUUAGAAGAGAAGUUUUUCAGGACAGCGACAAUCGAUGUACCAAAUAAGGAUUUGCAUAACAAUGGGAAGAAAUCUAGUAUUUUGAGUUAUCAAAAUGCUAUUUUCAAGUAUUACGAUAUUUAUUGGCAUUAA
Messenger RNA from Caenorhabditis angaria, 547 nucleotides. NCBI's taxonomy places the organism in Eukaryota, Metazoa, Nematoda, Chromadorea, Rhabditida, Rhabditidae. The record is from the annotation of a GenBank genome assembly.